Molecule: messenger RNA, 3288 nt
Organism: Cygnus olor (mute swan)
Lineage: Eukaryota; Metazoa; Chordata; Aves; Anseriformes; Anatidae
Product: translation initiation factor IF-2-like
Exons: 2
Coding region: 1533-2627 (364 amino acids)
Source: RefSeq, a predicted model, not a curated record
AGCACUCGAGCAACCACGGCACACAGAUGCUGUAGCACCAGGGGGGUACAGACCGGUGACUGUGGCCCAGCUGGGGCCACAUCCAUGACGUGCCCAGGGACUGGGGGCAGCCGGGGGGGCACGGCCUGCUGGGCACCAGGGGUUUGGGCAGGAGUGGCACACUGUGCCCUGGGCACUGCAGAAAACAGCAAGAAGAUCGCCUAAGCCUGCCCGGCCGGGGCUGAGAGGGGGCAGGGCAUGCUCGGAGCAUUUUGGAGCAGGGCGAGCUGUGGGCAGGGAGAGCUGGGGUGCGAGGGGCUGCAGGGACAGUGUGGGGAGCCCCGCUGGGGCUGGGUGACCCAGAGGGACAGGGCGGACACGAAAAGCACCGGAGAGAAGCUGUGGCCAAGGCGGGGGGGGGGGGGGCGGAUUUGGCAGCCUGCCACAGGGGAAAGCAGCGCCAGCAGAGGUGUGGGCCCCUCCCGAUGGGGGUAACGCUGCGGAUUGCUGCUGGGGGCUCUGCCCUUGGGAAGGAGCAGGCUGUGCCCAGCGCCGCGCAGGGGGAGGAAAUCUCCCAUCCACCGGCAAUUAAAGAGGAGAUAAGCAGAGAUGGGCACAUCCAUCCUCCUCCUGCCCUGGGGCCACAGCCGUCCCCGCCCCAUCCCAACCCCAAACCAUCCCCAUCUCCAUCCCCAUCUCCAUCCCGUCCCCAUCCCGCAGUGGAUGGGCGAGUGCCGGUGCCUGGCCCCUACCCGCACCCUUGGGUGCUGCUCUGGGGGUGCAGGGAGGCAGCGACCACCCCCCGGGACGAGGCAGCCCCACCACGGGCACAGAGCCCCCAAAGCUCCCCAGGGCCGGAGCAGCGCCCUCACGCAGGGAGGCAGAAAGCCGCCAACCUGCUCGGCCAGCUAAAAAUACGUCCCGGGGAGGACUUGAUUGCAGGGUUUGGGCCCUCGCAGACAGAAAACAGCCGGCGCCACGGGCUCCGAUGCGGCGAGGGGAGGCAGCGCUGGCGCCGGCACCGGGCAGGUUCCCGGGCACGUGGCCGUGCCGCCCUCACCACUGCCACCGCUGUGCCACUGUCCCCGUCCCCCAGCCCUCCCGAACGAGCCGAACCCUUCGGGUGCAGCCGGGGGCACAGCUGGCCUGGGGAGCUCACCGGGAGGGCACGCUGUCCCCUCUGCCACGGCCACACGUGCCGUGGGUGGCGCUCCCCCUCUCCUGGCAGCGCACCGCUGCCACCAGCACCGAGUGACAAUUGGCGCUGGGCAGGCGAGUGGCGCGCGGUUUGUCAGCCGAGCUGCGAGAUCAAGGGCGGACGGGCGGACCCAGCUUGAACGCAUUUCAGGCUUUCUCCCGGUAAUGAAAAGAAAACACUUCGUCUUAUUAGAAAAAUAAAGGAAUUAGACGCGGCUAAACUCAGCAUUGUUUGAGAGUGAGGAAUCACUGAAAAGAAGUAUUUUGAUUUUUUUUUAGCAUUUUUCCCCCAAUUAUUUUUGGCCGACGAGCGAUUCUGGCUGACCUGAAUCUGAAAUUUUUUUGGCGAGCGAACCAUGCUGAGGAAAAUGUGUGCUGCGGUCCCCUGGCCUGUGCCGAGCCUUGCGCUGGGCUAUGCGGGACGAGAAGGGGCAGCGAGCGCGGGGCUGGCCCUGCCACCAGCACCUGCACGGCGUCCCCACGUCCCCAGCCCCAUCUCCUCAGCCGGGCUUGGAGCAGAGCGAAGCAGCAGCGAGGGGCUGCGUGCGUGGCCCUGGCCGUGGCCGCGGUGCCGCAGGCUGCAGUGCUGCUCGUGGCCAGCGUGCGGCUGCACCGGGGCUGUGCCGCGCCGCCCUGCGGCUGCGGGAACCGCCCGCGUCCCUGCGUCCCUACGUCCCUACGUCCCCUGCGUCCCCCUGCCCCAGAGCAGGGCAGCAGACCCUGAACCAGGCCACGCAUUUGGGUGGAAAUCCCCGCUCCUUGCCGGUGCUGCGGGGGGGGCACGUCCCAGCCGGGACCCCCCCCCAGACACCCUCAGGGCCCUCGGCUGUGCCCUGACCUUGCUGUGCCUGCGGGGACGCCCUGGCUAUGCCAGCUGUGCCCUGUGCCGCAUGGGGACAUCGCAGCUGUGCCAGCCGUGCCGUGCACCCCAUGGGGACACCAUGGCCCUGCCUUGCACCCCGUGGCAAUGCCCUGGCCACGCCACCUGUGUCCUGCACCCCAUGGGGACCUCAUGGCCAUGCCAGCUACGCCUUGGACCCCGUGGGGAUGUCCUGGCUGUGCCAGCCACGUCCCAUGCCCCUUGGGGACAAACCGGCUGUACCUUGCACCCCGUGGGGACACCGUGGCCCUGCCGGCCAUGCCCUGUGCACGGUGCCCCAUGGGGACAACCCAGCCGUGCCAGCCACCCCAGCGCGGUGCCUGCCGGACGGCGCGCGGCGCUCGGGGCUGUGAAUAGUGCUGCGGUGGCCGAGGGGACCUGUUGCCAGGGAGAUCCGCUGGCAGCGAGGGACGGCGCAGAGGGGGGCGGCGGGGACAUGGCGGGGGCCAGCGCCAUGGUGGGGGCUGGGGGCUGCACCCACCCAAGGGGCCCUUGCUGUGGACCCCAAAGAACCAGGGGACCCAAGGGCUGUGGGGGUCACGGAGUCCCCCUGCCCCACGCACAGCCCUGAGCACAGGGCAGAGCAUCCCCAGUGCUGGCAUGGGGACGGGCUGGGGUCUCCCACAUCCAAUGCCCCUGUCCCCCGAGAUCCGGCCCAGGUCCCCCAAAAGCCACAGCGCCGUGACCCACAGUGUGUGGAGCGCCUCGUCCUGCUCCUCGGGGUCCCCGCUCCCCAGGGCCGCAGCCCUGCAGCGGGGUGGCACCGAGGCUCCUCGCUCCCAUGCAGCCAGGGGCUCCCGCGAAGCCCCCUCGCAGCCCCCCUGCGCCGCCCACGGCUUUUAUUAUUUUAAUUGCGUCACGGCUCUCGCUGGUUCCCCUGGAAACCGGGAGAAAAGGCCGGUCCCUGCGGGGAGGAGGAGGAGGAGGAGAAGGGCCCCUGCUCUGCGCGCUGCGGGCACCCGGCGCGGGCGGCUGCGCAUGCAGGGCCCUGUCCCUGGGACCACCGCGGUCCGCAGGGCCCUGCUGGGGGCGGUGGUCCCAUGGGAGCCCCUCGCACCAGGCCAGGUGCUUGGGGGCGUUUGCCAGCACCGCCAGGGCUGCAGCGAGCUGCCUGCCUGGGGCUCCGCACCGCACCAGUGCUCCCAGUGAGCAACUGGGAAGGGCUCGCAGCACAGCCCCCGGCGCCCGCUCCCACGCCGCGGCACCGGUGCCGGCGUCGCCCCGGCGGUGUC